Ciona intestinalis (vase tunicate) is the source of this 1714-nucleotide messenger RNA. RefSeq names its product serine/threonine-protein kinase ULK3. Gene Ontology annotation, cellular component: phagophore assembly site membrane; phagophore assembly site; autophagosome. Gene Ontology annotation, biological process: reticulophagy; peptidyl-serine phosphorylation; piecemeal microautophagy of the nucleus. The record is from RefSeq and is a predicted model, not a curated record. NCBI's taxonomy places the organism in Eukaryota, Metazoa, Chordata, Ascidiacea, Phlebobranchia, Cionidae. Gene Ontology annotation, molecular function: protein serine/threonine kinase activity; ATP binding.
ACAUUUUUUUUAUUCUUUUUAGUCCUAUAGGCUUACGGAUUGUGCUAUACGCAUACGUACGAGACGCUAAAUGUUAAUUGUAAUUUGGAUGUAAUGUUAAACUAUGGCUUCGUCGUCUAAGAGUAUAAACAAGACCACCUACGUCACACCGAAGCUAAAAGACUUCGUUUUCACGGAAAAAUUGGGCAGUGGGACAUAUGCAACUGUUUAUAAGGCUUAUAGAAAAUCCUGUGAACACAGACAAGUUAUUGCUGUGAAAUGCAUCCAAAAAUCAAACCUGAACCGUGUUUCUAUUGAAAACCUAUUGCUAGAAAUUGAGAUUUUAAAACAAAUCAAGCACGAGCAUGUUGUUGAACUGUUUGAUUUUCAGUGGGAUGAUUCAUUCAUUUAUUUAAUAAUGGAAUACUGUGGGGGUGGGGACCUAUCUGGCUUUAUACAGUCAAAACGAAUGAUACCUGAAUAUACAGUGCGUAGAUUUCUUCAACAAAUUGCAUCAGCUGUAAAAGUUCUGCAUGACCAUAACAUUUCACAUAUGGAUUUAAAACCACAGAACAUACUGUUAACAUCAAAUUACCAACCAGUUUUAAAAAUCGCCGAUUUUGGUUUUGCCCAGCAUAUUGAGUCUGUGCAGGAGUAUUCGCUAAGGGGGUCUCCCUUAUACAUGGCUCCAGAAAUGAUACUAAUGAAAAAAUAUGAUGCGAAAGUAGAUUUAUGGUCAAUCGGGGUUAUACUGUAUGAGUCUCUAUUUGGAGAGGCACCUUUCGCAUCUAGAACAUUAGAAGAUUUAGAGGCAAAAAUACAGAGUCAGGAUCCUAUUUUGGUCCCAAGAACCCCGCAAACAUCAAACGAUUGCAAGAACCUUCUUUAUGGUCUUCUACGUAGAGACCCAGAUCAACGGAUAAGUUUCGAGGACUUUUUCGCUCAUCCAUUUGUAGAUUUGGAACAUAAACCAUCGCAAGAUUGUCUUCCCAAAGCAACAGAGAUUGUAAUGUCUGCAGUUGCUUCUGAUCGGGCAGGAGAUCUUGCCAAAGCUGCUAAGCUGUAUUCUGAAGCUAUCGAGUAUUUUGUUCCAGCAAUUUAUUACGAAAAUGACCAACUUAAAAAAGCUGCUUUGAGAACGAGGGUUACCGAGUAUUGCAAUCGUGCAGAGCAACUUAAAAUUCUUAGCAAACCAGUUACAACCCCGACAGAUUCUUUGGAACAAUUAAAACUUUUAAGUGAAGACAACCAAGUUAUAACAGAAGCAAUACAGAUGAUUUUUGAAGCUAGAAAAGCUGAGAAAAAUGACAAAUUCCAACAAGCAUUGGAUUUGUAUACUGAAGUCUUGGGCAAUCUUAUUCCAAUAUUAGGUAAAGAGAAACCAACUAGAAGGAAAGAGCUUUUACAUUCGCAAGUACAGUUCCUACUGACGAGAGCAGAAUCAAUUAGAAGUUAUGUUAGUGUACAAGAAAUUGAAAUACAGCAGCCAAAUGUACAAGUAGAAAACAAACCAACAAAAUGUUCAAUCUCAUAAUUUUAUUUUUCUUUAAUGUUAAAUCGCAAAGUAAUAUAAAUUUCUCACUGUGAGUGCUAACAACAAUACUAAUCAGGAAUUACAAUUAAACUUCACAUCGCAAUAUUAUAAAUGAAACUUAUAUUGAAACUUCUACUGUUAAAAAACAGCGAUUGUGAUUAUAAUAUAAGUUGUGCAAAAUACAAGAUUUAAAUUACAUUA